AUGAUUCAUUUUAUAUUUCUAAUGCUUGGAUUUCUUCUAAUGCUGUACCAGUUAAUAAACUCUAAAACAAAGGGAAAGCAGAUUCCUGGCCCAAAAGGUUUACCUAUAUUCGGAUGUUCCUUUUAUUUGAGUGCAGAAAACACUCAUGUCAAAUAUGCAGAAUUCGCAAAGAGUUAUGGAGAUAUAUGUGAAGUUCAACUGCUGAAAAACAAUGUGAUUUUACUGAAUUCAAGUGACUUAAUUAAUGCGAUUUCGGAAGAUAAAUACAAACAAUACUUGAAUGAUAGACCAGAAACUUUCUAUGGUGAAAACAUUCUCUUUGGUUCACAAAGCACUGCAUUCUACAAGGACGGUUACUGUCAUACUCACGAUAAUCUGCGAAAAGGGUUUGCCAGGGCGGUUUAUGCGUUUGAACAUGGACAUUGUUCAUCAUUUGACGCUGAUCUUAAGACGCUGAUAGAGGAUGAUCUGGCAAAAGACAUUAAACUUCAUGCAGGGACGGCUUUCGAAUUCACAAGCAUGAUACAAAAAUCAUUGACAAGAGUUCUCGCAUUUGUGUUGACUGGUGAGAUUUGUAACGAUAACGACGAUGGUUUGGUAGCAAUAAUUGAGUACACGGAUAUGGUGAACAUAAUGGUGAAUCCUAGCAUAAACAACAUGUUGACUUCAUUUCCGUUUCUACACAAGAUUCCGGGACCUUAUGCAUCCUACCUAGCCACAAUAUUGAGAGCAAAGCACGUCAUUGUCCAAAGGUUUUUUAUACAUCAAAAGGAAAGCUAUACACCUGGAACUAUUCGAGGAUUUGUAGAUUUUUACAUCAAGCAACAAAACGAAGAUCUAGAAUCUGGAAAGGAAAUAUUCUUCACAGAUGAAAAAAUAAUUUGCCAGAUACUUGAGCUAUGCGCUUCCGUUAUGCUGACAACGUGGGGAGCUAUAGUCAAUACAUUUCUGUGCUUAGUUAACCAUCCGGAAUACCAAGAUAAGAUAUUUGAGGAACUGAGCAAUGUAGCGUGUUAUAAUAAGAGCUUAGAGUAUGGUGACAAGGCAAAAUGUCCAACAUUAGAGGCAGUUGAGAUGGAAGUUCAUAGAUAUGUUACCGGAUUUCCAUUAUUGUUACCUCGAAGUAAUAAACACCAUCUAAUGUUUGAAGGGUACAACUUACCGAAGGACAGUAUUUUGGUAGGAAAUGUUUGGUAUAUACAUCAUGAUGAGAAGAUAUGGGGCGAUCCUUGGAACUUCAGACCAGAGCGAUGGCUUAACGGUCAAGGAUUCUUAAUUUCUAGUGAUCAUGUUCUUAGAAAGAAGUAA
Messenger RNA from Ruditapes philippinarum (Manila clam), 1308 nucleotides. Its product is annotated as cytochrome P450 1A1-like. NCBI's taxonomy places the organism in Eukaryota, Metazoa, Mollusca, Bivalvia, Venerida, Veneridae. The transcript is spliced from 5 exons. The record is from RefSeq and is a predicted model, not a curated record. The coding region runs from base 1 to 1308 and encodes 435 amino acids. Gene Ontology annotation, molecular function: heme binding; iron ion binding; oxidoreductase activity, acting on paired donors, with incorporation or reduction of molecular oxygen.